Saprolegnia parasitica CBS 223.65 is the source of this 1005-nucleotide messenger RNA. RefSeq lists its product as hypothetical. The coding region runs from base 1 to 1005 and encodes 334 amino acids. The record is from RefSeq and is a predicted model, not a curated record. The transcript has 3 exons. NCBI's taxonomy places the organism in Eukaryota, Oomycota, Saprolegniomycetes, Saprolegniales, Saprolegniaceae.
AUGGCCGACAACAAACGCCAGACCAGGGUGGCUCGUCCGACGCCGCCUGAUGCGCUCGCGCUUCCGCACGUCGUCGAGGCCAUUGCGACGUGCUUACGCGACCAAGCGGACUUUAGCAGCUAUCUGCACGCGGUGCCACGCUCGCUCUGGACGCCGGCGCUCACGGCCUUUCUCGCCUGCAACACGACACCGCCGCAACGCAUGGCGUUGCCGCCUUCGGUAUUGGUGCUGCUUGCGGCGACGCUGCCGCUGCGUCCACGCAUCGAACUCGAGUUUGUGACCCGCGACGCAGCGCGACUGGCCUCGCUCGUCGCCGUCCUCGGCCCAUCGCUCAGCAGCGUCACUAUCCAUUUGAGCAGCAACGGUGUGGCGAAUGGCCGAGGCCGAGCGAUGAGCGACCUCCUCUUGCAGGGCUGCCCACAUCUGCGUAGAGUGAUCAUAUCCGUCGUGCCCCGCCGGGCGAACCAACUGGUCGAGCUCAACGAUGCGCUCGGUGUCGUCGCCCACCCGCAUAUGGACCACGAUGCUGUCAUCGCGUUCUGCGAAGCGCUCCAAGCCAGCACGACGCUGCGAGAUGUUGUCAGCAACGUUCCCAGCCUCGGUGGCUUCCACGGUCGCACGCUCCCAGUGUCGUUGAUUAUCUUGGAUUGGGAGAGCCGCGCCAACGAGAUAGUCGACGACGCAACGCUGACGGACCUUGCGACCGCCGUCGGCCGCACGCAGCUCAAGUACCUUGUCUGCAAUGCCUUUGGCCAGCUGGCGACAUUUCCGGCAGCAGCGCCAAUGCUCGCACAAUUGCAGUGGCUUAUCGUCUCCGGGUUGCACGCCAACGACAUGAAGGCAUUGAUCGACGGCUUGUCGUCGGUCCCAUCGCUGACGUCUCUGUCGCUUCACAAGUGCAGUCUCUCGUCGUCGAUGGAGCUGCUCAGGGAGACGCUUGCGACGACGUGCGUGCAUCUCGCCAAGCUCACAGUCCGCGAUCAGCAUCCGACUCGCGACGGAUGA